This is a messenger RNA of Prunus avium (sweet cherry), 1507 nucleotides long. It is a transcript of the gene SMT1, whose product is annotated as sterol methyltransferase 1. The record is from RefSeq and is a predicted model, not a curated record. Lineage: Eukaryota; Viridiplantae; Streptophyta; Magnoliopsida; Rosales; Rosaceae. Gene Ontology annotation, molecular function: sterol 24-C-methyltransferase activity. Gene Ontology annotation, cellular component: endoplasmic reticulum. Gene Ontology annotation, biological process: sterol biosynthetic process.
GCGAAAAUUCAGAGAUUUGGCGUUGCUUUAGUGUUUGGCCACCUCUCUCUCCCUGUCAUGCCACUAAGUUUUUGUUUGAGACUGUCGUCACUCUGUAUAUAGCCAAUUUGCUUUUCUUCAACGAAUCUCUCUCUCACAUAUCUCUUCAGCCUCCCCCGAAAAGUCUCGACUUUAUCUCGGGUUCUCUCGGAUUCUUCUUUUGAUAUCUCCGCAACUCUGUUUUUGGGAAAUUCAAGAGGAGAUGUCGAAAGCUGGAGCAUUGGAUCUCGCAUCGGGUCUUGGUGGAAAGAUUGACAAAACCGAAGUUCUCUCUGCUGUUGAAAAGUAUGAGAAGUAUCAUGUCUGUUAUGGAGGCGAAGAGGAAGCAAGAAAAUCUAACUAUACUGACAUGGUUAAUAAAUAUUAUGAUCUUGUUACCAGCUUUUAUGAGUAUGGCUGGGGAGAGUCUUUCCACUUUGCACCCAGAUGGAAAGGGGAGUCUCUUCGAGAGAGUAUCAAGCGACAUGAGCACUUCCUUGCUUUACAACUAGGACUAAAACCUGGACAGAAAGUUCUGGAUGUAGGUUGUGGAAUUGGAGGACCAUUGAGAGAAAUAGCUCGCUUCAGCUUAGCAUCAAUUACUGGGUUGAACAACAAUGAAUAUCAGAUCACAAGAGGAAAGGAACUAAACCGUACCAUAGGAGUGGACAAGACUUGCAAUUUUGUAAAGGCUGACUUCAUGAAACUACCUUUUCCUGAGAAUUCAUUUGAUGCAGUAUAUGCAAUUGAAGCUACCUGCCAUGCACCGGAUGCAUAUGGAUGCUACAAGGAGAUUUACAGAGUAUUAAAACCCGGUCAAUGUUUUGCUGCAUAUGAGUGGUGCAUGACUGAUGCAUUCGAUCCCAAUAACCAAGAACAUCAAAAAAUUAAGGCGGAAAUUGAGAUUGGUGAUGGCCUCCCAGACAUCAGAUUGACAGGAAAGUGUCUUGAAGCUUUGAAACAAGCUGGUUUUGAGGUGAUAUGGGAGAAUGAUCUUGCAGUGGACUCACCUCAACCUUGGUACUUGCCUUUGGACACAAGUCGGAUUUCAUUUAGUAGCUUUCGUCUAACAGCUGUUGGGCGUUUUUUUACUAAAAACAUGGUCAAGGCUUUAGAAUUUGUUGGACUUGCACCACCAGGAAGCCAAAGGGUUCAAGAUUUUCUGGAGAAAGCAGCUGAAGGGCUAGUAGAAGGUGGAAAGAGAGAGAUUUUCACACCGAUGUAUUUCUUCUUGGCCCGGAAGCCGCUUUCAGAGAGUCAGUAAAUUGGUAGUGAAGACUAGUUAACCUGUUAUGGUUUUGGACAAGUAUGUUAGAAUUGGGUGUUGACCAUGCUACCUGACUUGAGAGCUCUCUUACUUUGUUUGUGUUCAUUUGCUGUGAGUUUAUUUUUCAUGUUUAUUUGCCUGAGGAAUACUUGUUAGCCUUGGACCUCCAUUCGGAUAUGAAGGAAUGAAGUUUCCACCCUGCUUCAGCUGGGUUUCUGUUUG